UGCCUGCCGGCUGAGCUCUAGAAUUUUGAUAUCCUAUUUUUCUUUGAAGCAAAUUCAUUAACGAUUGUCGUAAUUAUUUUGAGGGCUCAUUCCUGUCAAGUAUCAAUUCCUGCCUUUUAACUUCGCACACCUGAAAAAAAAUGUCUCUGUGGGUUGACAAGCAUUGCCCGAAGUCCCUGCAAAAGCUGGAUUAUCAUGAAGAACAAGCUCUCCAAUUAAAACAUUUGGUUCAGCAAGGUGACUUUCCGCAUCUGCUUGUUUAUGGGCCCUCCGGAGCUGGGAAAAAGACUCGAGUGAUGUGUCUUCUCAGAGAGUUGUAUGGGUCCGGCACUGAACGUUUGAGGAUCGAGAAAAUGGAAUUUCAGACAGCAUCCAAAAAAAGACUAGACAUCACAACCAUCAGCAGUAAUUAUCACAUCGAGGUGAACCCCAGUGAUGUUGGGAUCCACGAUCGAAUUGUCGUGCAGGAGCUCAUCAAAACCGCGGCUCAGGCGCAGCAAUUUGACGUCAACGGCCAACGCUCAUUCAAAGUCAUUGUUAUCACUGAGGUUGACAAUUUGAGUAAAAGCGCACAGCACGCAUUGCGUCGUACGAUGGAGAAAUAUGUUUCCACCUGUCGACUUGUCCUUAUUGCAAACAGCACUGCCCGUGUCAUCCCUGCCAUCAGGAGCAGAUGCUUGGGCAUCAGGGUGGCUGCCCCAACAAAUGAGCAAAUUUGCUCCACUCUCCAGAACAUUUGUCGCAAAGAGGGUCUAAACUUGCCUCUAGAACUAGCAAAGCGGAUUGCGAUUGCCAGUGGACGCAACCUACGUCGAGCAAUUCUCAUGACUGAAGCUUGCAAAACAAAACAGUAUCCCUUCGAAGGCAGUCAACAGGUGGUUGUGCCCGACUGGGAGACGUACAUCGUCAAAACGGCACACAUGGUGGUGCAAGAGCAGAGCCCGCAGUGCCUACAUAAAAUCAGGGAAAGGGUGUACGAGUUGCUCAUCCAUGGAAUUCCUGCCGAGUACAUCUUUAGAGGCCUCUUGAAAAACCUGGUGAAGAACUGUGACGGCCAACUUAAGGCCCAAGUGACCCAGUAUGCUGCUGACUACGAGGAGCAGCUGCACAAAGGCUCAAAGGCCAUCUUCCACAUUGAAGCAUUCCUCGCCAAAUUCAUGGUUCUCUACAAGACCUUCAUGGAAGAAUCGCUCCAAGGUCUGCAUUAGGAUUUUCAUCGCCGUCUUCAUUGACAUCCAAUAAUUUUGAAAAGAACUUGACGCUCGUUGUAUGUUUAAGGUAAGACCAUUAUUAGGUUAUAUUUAUUAAUAAGAGAUUCGGUGAAUUGCAUUAACAUUUAA
This is a messenger RNA of Neocloeon triangulifer, 1340 nucleotides long. RefSeq names its product replication factor C subunit 3 (gene RfC38). Bases 141 to 1208 code for a protein of 355 amino acids. Gene Ontology annotation, cellular component: nucleus; DNA replication factor C complex. The transcript is spliced from 6 exons. Gene Ontology annotation, biological process: DNA-templated DNA replication; DNA repair. NCBI's taxonomy places the organism in Eukaryota, Metazoa, Arthropoda, Insecta, Ephemeroptera, Baetidae. The record is from RefSeq and is a predicted model, not a curated record. Gene Ontology annotation, molecular function: ATP hydrolysis activity; DNA binding; DNA clamp loader activity.